UUUGUUCACUUUGAUUUAGAUUGUAUUUAAGUCACCAUUUAUUUUUCUCUCGUUUGCCCAACUUGAUUUAUCUUCAAAAAUUAGUUUUGUGCAUUAUUAUAUUUAGCAUUUUAUCGGAAAUUUUUAUUGUGCAGUUCGUGAAUAUAAAUAAAGUAAAAAUUGUCACUCAUUUUUAAAUAAUAUUUCGUGAAAUUCGAGGGAAAAAACAUGUCGGACCAAAAAUCAUAUGCACCGCCACCAAAUAUGUAUGGACCACAAGAUACGGACAAUAAAUUCAAUGGUGGUCAUCCAAGUCAAGCUGGAUAUGCACCACAACCAGGUUUCGCCCCAUAUGGAUAUCCAUCGAAUAAUGUACCACCCAGCAACUUGCAUGUGCCAAACCAACCCGACACCGAUCCAAUUGUGAAAGGUUUUGAAUUCAGUACAGAGUCGAUUCGACGGGGAUUCAUUCGUAAAGUGUACGCCAUUUUAUCGGUUCAAUUGUCGUUCACAUUUCUCGUUGUAAUGUUGUUUGCCCAUCACUAUCCAACAAGAAUUUUUGCUUUUCAAAACUUUUGGCUGUUUAUUGUGUCGAUGGUAAUGGUUUUCGUUACAAUAAUCACGUUGAGCUGCUGCGAAGGUGUGCGACGUACAUCCCCAAGUAAUAUGAUAUUCUUGGCCCUGUUCACGGUGGGCGAAUCAAUUUGUGUUGGAUAUGCCACACUGUCAUAUCCUCCAGAUGUGGUGAUGAUUGCAAUUGGAGCGACUGCUGUGGUGGUUAUUUCAUUGACCAUAUUUGCAAUGCAAACAAAAUGGGAUUUUACCGUGAUGGGUGGUGUUUUAUUCGUGGCACUUAUGUUGUUCGUUGUGUUCAGUUUUGUGCUCAUGUUCACACGGAGUGAGAUUGCUCAUUUGAUUUUCGCAGGAAUCGGUGCUUUGCUCUUCUCCAUAUACCUGAUUUAUGACACUCAAAUGAUAAUGGGUGGCAACCACAAAUAUUCAAUGAGCCCGGAGGAAUACGUAUUGGGUUCCAUUACGUUGUUUUUGGACAUUAUCAACAUUUUCUUGUACAUUUUACGUAUUGUUGGUGCAGCCACUAAGAACUAAAUAACAAUAAGCAUGUGCAUGCCUAAAUACAAACCUACCCCAUUUUGCAGUUUUUUCUAAUUGAUUUUUUUUUUAUAUAUAAAAAAUAUUCAAGUCAUAUUAACAUAAAGAAACAUCAAUUCAGGUGAAUUCAAAUUUGAAAAAUAUUGUGAAUGUCAUAACAUAGUCUUUUUUGUAAUGUUUACAACGAAAUAUUACAUUUUACUAAGGACAAAAUACUAACUAAUAAGAUAGCAUACAUACAUACAUACAUGCACAACGAUUACUUUGACAGUUAUAUUGAGUUGUUUUGUUAGCAUGCCUGUUUCUGAUUCAUAAUCGUUAUCGUUUCAAUGGGCCUUAUAUAGUAUAUUUACAUUUACAAUUGGCACUCAUUCUUCUCGUAUCUUCAGAGGGCGAGAUUCUAAAAAAAACACACACACACACUCACAUCAUAAUGGUUAUGAAUUGAAACAGUAAUUCAAAACAACUUUGAAUAGAGUAUCCGGGGUUCCAGUUUCUCUGGCAUGGUAUGAAUUUUUAAAUAGGGUAUAAAUUUGAAACAGAUCCCUCUCAAAAUUCAACGCAUUUUGAUGUAUAGAACACUUUUAUCUUCGUUGAUUACAAAGCAUUUCAGAGUGAUAGCUUACAUGUGUAUAUUGAAACAUUGAAAUUGUCUUAUUUUUACAAAACAGAAAGAAAAUAAAACCAUCAGGAUAAUAAUGUGCUUGAAAAAAUAA
Contarinia nasturtii (swede midge) is the source of this 1805-nucleotide messenger RNA. RefSeq names its product protein lifeguard 1-like. Gene Ontology annotation, cellular component: membrane. The record is from RefSeq and is a predicted model, not a curated record. NCBI's taxonomy places the organism in Eukaryota, Metazoa, Arthropoda, Insecta, Diptera, Cecidomyiidae. Bases 208 to 1086 code for a protein of 292 amino acids. The transcript is spliced from 5 exons.